Messenger RNA from Neoarthrinium moseri, 999 nucleotides. RefSeq lists its product as uncharacterized. The record is from RefSeq and is a predicted model, not a curated record. The transcript has a single exon. Bases 1 to 999 code for a protein of 332 amino acids. NCBI's taxonomy places the organism in Eukaryota, Fungi, Ascomycota, Sordariomycetes, Amphisphaeriales, Apiosporaceae.
AUGAAAGCCGUUGUUGUUGCAGUCAUCCUGUCUACCACUAUUGGCUCGGCCAGCUACGUGAGAGCGCCAACACCCGCAGGUACUCUCACGAUCCCCAUCCCUUCUCAGGGGACAGCCUUCACGAGCACUGUUCCAGGAUGCGGAAUCGUUGAACCUUUCGUCGUUGUUGGCAUUCCAAAUGGGACAUUCUUUCCGGGCACCCAAACCUUCUUCAUUCCACCGCAGGCUUCCCCAACGUCCUCCACAUUUAUCAACACCCAGCUCAAUGCUACUGAAGUUAUCAUUCUGGCCACGCUACUUGGAUCUUGUGAGCCAUAUCUUCCACCUAGCACUUCGACGAGCGGAGCACCGUCAUCCACUGGUGGGCCCGAUCCAGGGAUCUGCGAUUUGCAGGGCUGCUCCAAGAUCGUGAACGACGUGGCGCAGGAGAUCAUUGACGCUCUCAACCAAGUGACAGUCCUGUCGCAGCAGCUGCAAGACGCCGCCAAGUCCAUCGGGCUCAAGAGAAGUUCGGAGAUUCAAAGCCGGGCCCUGACUGACCUACUCGAUGGUCUUCGCAGAGUCCCGCUAUUACUAACAUCCGUGCUACCUGUCAUCCAAUUUGCUAGCCCCAUUCCUGAGGGAUGCGACAGUGAUACCAUUGUCGUCGCGCUCAUCGACUUCGUUCGCGUACACCAGGCCCUGCUGGAGAUUCUCAUUGGGCGCUCGAGCCUGCUCAGCUCCGGGUCAUUCGGCUUUGGCGGGUUCAACGCGCUCCCGGGUCAGGAGGCCACAGUACCCCAGGUCCGUGCUGUUCAGCCUGGAAAGCCAGCAGUCGAGCGAUUCCCGAAUCCGUUGGGCAUUGCAGUCGCGGCGGUAUUGCGCUCUAUCGAAUCAGUCGUCGACAACAUUGCGUUUGGCUUGAUCGGCUUGAUCCCCACAAGGGAUGCGUGCUUGAAACAGCAGAAGUUUAGCAUCGACAAGACCUUGGACGAUGCUAUUGGGGCAUACUCAAGUUGA